AUGCGGGUAAUAAGCAGCAGACAUGCGAUACACAUCCAGUACCUCUUUGAUUCCAAACGGCAGCUGGUCAGUGACAAAUCGGGAAUGGAAAAGUGGGCGGGGAAGCUGUCUACUGAAGUCGCAGAUCCUCCUCAAACCAAGGAGGAUGAAGACGAUUACGUCCUGGUCUUAAAUAAUGGCAACAUCAACGAGGCACUGAGCACCUAUGAAUAUCUCUUGGUGUUCUUCCAUGCUCCUUGGUGUCUCCCCUGUCGAGACUUGGCGCCUGAGUAUGCCAAGGCAGCGGAACAGUUGAAAUCUGAGAGCUCUAUCAAGUUAGCCAAAAUAGAUGCCACUCAAGAACAUGGUCUAGCAAGGCAGUUUAGCAUUCGACUCUACCCUACUAUCAAGUUAUUUAAGCAUGGAGAUACAUCUUCUCCUAAGGAGUAUACGGAAGGCAGAGAUGCUGAAGAUAUCGUGAAAUGGAUGCAGCUACAACUCCAGCCAGCUGUCAUUAUCCUGGAAGAUGUCGCUACUGUAGAGUCUUUAGUGGAUUCCAAUGAACUUGUUGUUUUAGGCAUAUUCAAAGAUGCUCAGUCGGAUAAUGUUAAGAAUUUCACUUUGGCUGCAGAGUCCAUCGAUGGUAUCCCAUUUGGAAUCACUUACAAUAAUGAGGUGUUUUCGAAAUAUCAAGUGGAUAAAGAUAGCAUUAUCCUCUUUAAGAAGUUUGAUGAAGGUCGAAACAACUUUCAUGGAGAGAUUUCAAAAAUGAACUUAAUAAAUUUUGUUCAUAACCACUGGCUGCCCUUGGUCACCGAGUACAAUGAACACACUGCCCCACGGAUUUUUGAAAGUCAGGUGAAAAAUCAUCUGCUAAUAUUCUUGCAAAAGAGCAAUAAUGACUUUGAGGACAAAAUUAGCAACUUCAAAAAAGCUGCUGAAAGUUACAGGGGGAAAAUCUUAUAUAUCCUCAUUGAUAUUGAAUUCAGUGACAACAAGGGGAUCCUUAAAUUCUUUAGCCUGAAAGAAGAAGAAUGCCCAACUAUGCGUCUCAUUAGUAUGGAAAGUGACAUGACUAAGUACAAGCCAGAGACAAAUGAAUUAACUAUAGAAAAGAUAGACGAAUUCUGUAAAAAGUAUUUAGAGGAAAAAUCCAAGUCCCAUCUGAUGAGCCAAGAUGUGCCUGAAGACUGGGAUAAAAAGCCUGUUAAAAUAUUGGUUGGGAAGAACUUUGAAAAAGUUGCUUUCGAUGAAAAAAAGAACGUCUUUGUGAACUUCUACGCUCCUUGGUGUAGUCAAUGCAUAGGGAUAGCUCCCAUUUGGGAUAAACUGGGAGAUGUUUACAAGGAUCACCAAGAUAUAGUCAUUGCUAAGAUGGACUCAUCAGUUAAUGAAGUUGAUUCAAUUACAGUCCAUAAUUUCCCCACACUGAUAUACUUCCCUGCAGGUACCGACAGAAAAAUCAUUGAAUACCAUGGGGCAUGGACUCUAGAAAAUUUCAGAAAGUUUCUAGACAGCGGUGACUAUGAUAGACCAAAGAAAAUAAGUGGCUUAGAGGUCCUAGAAGAAACUGAAGAACUGGAAUCACAAGAUAGGAAAGAAAGAGGACAAAAAAAUCAUUCUGAAUCGUGACUGAGAAAUGAUGAAACUGAAGAACUAGAGCAGCAUCACUCAAAAAUAAAACACUGCACUGUGGGUGGUACCAACAAAACUGAA
Molecule: messenger RNA, 1695 nt
Organism: Gracilinanus agilis (Agile Gracile Mouse Opossum)
Lineage: Eukaryota; Metazoa; Chordata; Mammalia; Didelphimorphia; Didelphidae
Product: protein disulfide-isomerase-like
Exons: 2
Coding region: 1-1611 (536 amino acids)
Biological process (GO): protein folding; response to endoplasmic reticulum stress
Cellular component (GO): external side of plasma membrane; endoplasmic reticulum
Molecular function (GO): protein disulfide isomerase activity
Source: RefSeq, a predicted model, not a curated record